Carlito syrichta (Philippine tarsier) is the source of this 2053-nucleotide messenger RNA. RefSeq names its product alpha-internexin. The transcript is spliced from 2 exons. Gene Ontology annotation, molecular function: structural constituent of postsynaptic intermediate filament cytoskeleton. The coding region runs from base 149 to 595 and encodes 148 amino acids. Lineage: Eukaryota; Metazoa; Chordata; Mammalia; Primates; Tarsiidae. Gene Ontology annotation, cellular component: postsynaptic intermediate filament cytoskeleton; intermediate filament; cytoplasm. Gene Ontology annotation, biological process: intermediate filament organization. The record is from RefSeq and is a predicted model, not a curated record.
GGACUCCUGGCAUUCAACUGAGAGCCACAGGCCCUGGGGUGGAGCUCCCAGCCCUCGCCCCGCGCCCACCUCCUGGGGUCCUUCCUGAAGGAGUGCAGCCGCCGUGCCCCAGCCUGGAGUCUGGGCUGCUUGGGCCUGACCGGUGGGUAUGUCUCUCCAGGACACCAUCACGCAGCUGGAGAGUGACCUGAGGGGCACCAAGAGCGAGAUGGCGCGUCACCUCCGGGAGUACCAGGACCUGCUCAAUGUCAAGAUGGCCCUCGACAUCGAGAUCGCUGCCUACAGGAAGCUGCUGGAAGGUGAAGAGACCCGCUUCAGCACCAGUGGCCUAAGCAUGUCUGGGCUGAACCCGCUUCCCAAUCCCACAUACCUGCUCCCGCCCAGAGUCCUCAGCUCGACCACCUCCAAGAUCGCGGCCGCCGGGCUGUCGCUGAAGAAGGAGGAGGAGGAGGAGGAGGCGCUGAAGGUGGCCUCCAAGAAAACCUCCCAGACAGGGGAGAGCUUUGAGGAGGUCCUGGAGGAGACAGUCAUUUCCACGAAGAAAACCGAGAAGUCAAACAUAGAGGAAAGCACCAUCUCCAGCCCGAAGGUCUAACCUGUCGCAGGCAAAAGCUGGUGCUGAAGGGGGAGCGCGCACUUGCCCCGCCAGCAGCCUGGCUCUGACCAUGACACCCGCCACCGCGAUGCACCGUCCUCAGGCUUCCGUCUCACAUUGCGCACCAAAUGCUCACUUGCUCGAGUAAGAAAACCACCCCUUAGGUCGACGAUCACACGCCCCGGGGCCGCCCGGGCAUCACCCAGGACAGCUUCUCACCUUCCCGAAGGCUCACAGCAGCGGGCCUGGUGCAGGGGAACAGAGCUGCGGUGCUACAUCUGAGGUCCUCGGCGUCUGCCGUGAGCCAGCGACAGCCGUGUCGCCGCACCGCCUCAUCCCAGAUGCCUGAUCCCAUGGCCACUGCCAAAGACCAGCCCGCGGGCCACACUGCCCGACAGAACGUCUCCGGCCUCGGCGCUUGUCCACAGACACGCCCACCCUCAGUUCACCCUUUUCUUCCACCCAGGAGGAGAAAGGAAGAGGCUCAUGUGGAAUCCUUUCCUGUUAGGCACACAGAGGUUCUUCACGAAAGAUUUCCCCCUUGGCGCGGCCCGCUCAGUGGUAAAGUUAGGUGCAUGUUGACAGUUCUGUGACUUGUGUAGUGACUCGGCCCUGCCCGCCCUGCCUUCUGGUUCUGUGAGCUUCAUGGCAGUGAAGAACUGUGAAGGUUUUCCCAACACGAAAAAUAAUGGAGAGAAUCCCCAGAUGCUAGGCUUCCCGCUCACUCGAACCCAGUUACUUAGGAGAAAACACGACUUCGUUGAGAACGUAGCUUUCGCCGUACCCUUAGACGUGGCCCCGCCGCGCUGACCUUAGUGUGUAGUCUAGGCUAGAAGUGUUUCUGUGAGUGGAGAACCAGCGGCUGUCAGCGUCGGUCCCUUUGUGGUGACAUAGACUAGCUUUCUCGGCCCCACCCCGCGUCCCCACGGCCCCCUGCCCCGUCUCGGCCCUGUCCGAGCCCUUGCGUCCACUCUCCCUGGCCUUUCGAGGCUGCCUGGCGUAGGCCACAGUGCCACUGCCCGGAAGUACAAAACCACGUCUGGUCAGUCGACACCACCAGCACGUAGGAGCAAGAAAUCAUCCCGUUUCCUAAGGGUCUCCUGACAUGUCCAGCGGCCCAUCGUGGGCAGGAUCCCCAGGGCUGCGCCGGCCACCGCCCGUGAGGCUCCACUCAGAGCCACCCCUGCCCCCCCGCCCGUGUGCCCGUCCUGCCCGGCCAAGUGCAGUAUGGGCCAUGACCCAUCAGCCGUCACCUCCUGGGCGCUGAGAGCGGCCUGUCUGUGUCUCUCUUGGCCUGUGGUUAGGGACGCAGCCUGCUACUGGACUUCUUCCGAGUUGUGCGGCCAUCGUUUCAGAAGUUCAAGAGACGCCUCCCUCCUCUCCCUGUCCCUGUGUCCUUUCCUCGCACUUCCUGUAAGACAUUAGUAAAAUGAGAAUUAAAGUGUACGACCCCCUGGC